GGAAGGGGUGUGACUUUUAGCAGUUUUCUGAAGAGUAGGUUGUGGGCUUGUUUGUCUGUUUUAUUAAUACAGAAGUGACUCCUCAAAAGAAUAGGAGCUCCACAUUUUCACAACUAACAAAGAAAGCUGAGAUGAAGCCACAGAGACUGCUUGAUCAGAUGUUUCGUAAGUACUUCCUGUUGUUUUUUGGAGCCGUGCUGCUGUUGUUGACCACAGCAUUUUCUCUCGAAUGUACCAAAUACAAUGUAAAGUCAUGUCAGGACUGCAUUGAGUCUGGCCCUGGUUGUGCCUGGUGCAAGAAACGGGAUUUCACUAAAAGAGGAGAACCAGAUUCUGUUCGAUGUGAUACAAAGCAACAGCUUCUUGAGAAGGGAUGUGAUGGGAAUAUUAUUUUUCCAGAAAGCUUUGCUCACCCCUUUCCUUCUGAUCAGCCAAAUAGGAAUAAACAAAUCUACCCUGAGGAAGUUCAGCUGCGUCUAAGACCAGAACAACCUGCUGUUUUUAAUGUGACAUUCCGUCGUGGUGAGGAUUAUCCAAUAGAUCUCUAUUAUUUGAUGGACCUUUCAUUCUCUAUGGAAGAUGAUCUGCAAAUAGUGAAGAAAUUAGGAGGGGAUCUCCUUAAAGCUCUCCAAAGUAUUACCAAACGUGCACGGAUAGGUUUUGGUGCCUUUGUAGAUAAGACUGUCUUGCCAUUUGUAAACACACAUCCGGAGAAGCUUCAGAAUCCAUGCCCAAGCAAGGAGAUCAAGUGCCAACCACCAUUUGCUUUCAGGCAUGUGCUCAGCCUCACAGAUGACAUACAGAGUUUUCAAGAAGAAGUAGGAAAGCAGAACAUAUCAGGGAAUCUUGAUGCACCAGAAGGAGGACUUGAUGCCAUGAUGCAGGCUGCUGUCUGUGGGAAUAAAAUUGGCUGGAAGAAUGUGACUCGCUUAUUGGUGUACACCACAGAUGAUGGUUUCCAUUUUGCCGGGGACGGUAAGCUUGGAGCCAUUUUAACGCCUUUUGAUGGAGAAUGUCACUUGGAGGAAAAUAUGUACAAAAAGAGCAAUGAAUAUGAUUAUCCUUCUGUUGGUCAGUUGAUACAAAAACUUAAAGAAAAUAAUAUCCAGCCCAUUUUUGCUGUUACCAGUAAAGUGUACGAUACAUACGAAAAACUGAGCAAGAUGAUCCCCAAGUCUGCUGUAGGAAAACUGCAGGAGAAUUCAAAUAAUAUAAUUCAACUCAUCCAGCAUGCUUAUGAUGAUUUGUCUUCCAAAAUUAUUUUGGAACAUAGCUCUGUGCCAAGCUCCAUCAAAAUCUCAUAUGAUUCCUUCUGCCCUAAUAAAAUACAUACAAAGGAUCAACCAAGAGGGGAAUGCGACAAUGUAAAAAUAAAUAACGAGAUUACCUUCCAAGUGAAAAUUACAGCAACAUCAUGCAUUGAAAAUCAGACUCUUACUCUCCAGCCUCUUGGUUUCACAGACUUCACCACUGUGCGUAUACGCAGUCGGUGCAACUGUGAAUGUGAUGAGGAAAUACCAAGUAAAUCUGACUGCAAUGGACAAGGGAGUAUAGAUUGUGGGAUUUGCAGAUGCAAAGCUGGCUAUAUCGGAAAGAACUGUGAUUGUAAGACUGGAGGCAAAACCAGCAAGGAACUGGAAAAGAGUUGUCGAAAGGACAAUGCUUCAGUCAUUUGUUCUGGCCUGGGCGAUUGUGUGUGUGGACAAUGUAUUUGCCAUACCAUGGCAGAUACCAAAAAGCAUAUUUAUGGUUCCUUCUGUGAGUGUGACAACAUGAACUGUGAGCUUCACAAUGGUCAAGUGUGUGGAGGGGAAGCACGAGGAGUCUGUGAUUGUGGGAAAUGCAAAUGUAAAGGAGGCUUUGAUGGCACUGCUUGUCAAUGCAUAUCUUCAACAGACGGCUGCGUGAAUAAAAAUGGGAAUGUAUGCAGUCUGCGUGGGGAAUGUCAGUGCAAUACAUGCAAAUGUAAUGGACAAUAUCAGCCCCCUUUCUGUGAAGAGUGCCCAAGUUGUCCAUCUCUCUGUACCAGAAAUGUUUCCUGUGUUGAAUGUCUUGCCUUUGGGAGUGGGCCAUUUCAGAAGAAUUGCUCUGAUGCUUGUUCAAAUAUUACUGUUCAAAGUAAAGUGUUAUCAGAAGGUAAACAAUGCAAGGAAAAGGAUUCACAGAAUUGCUGGAUCUCUUACACAAUAUUUCAGACUGAUGGAGUUGAGCACUAUACUAUUACAGUCAAUCCUGAGAAAGAAUGCCCCCAACCCCCUAACAUUGCAGCCAUAGUGGGGGGUACUAUUGCUGGAGUGGCUCUGAUUGGGCUCCUCCUCCUCAUGGCUUGGCGGCUAGUGGCAGAGUUGAUUGAUCGCAGAGAAUAUCACAGAUUUGAGAAGGAGAAGUCCAAGGCUAAAUGGAAUGAGGCUGACAAUCCUCUUUUCAAGAGUGCCACUACCACUGUUGUGAACCCCAGAUUUAAUGGCCAAUGAAGUUAAAAUUCAGCAGCAGUGCAAAACACCAAGAAACUCUUCAGCGGAGAAACAGAAGAUGAAACAAUUUGCCAUGGUGCUUUUCUUAAACCAGCUGUUAUUGUUGUAUAGUAUCAGUCAUUAUGAAAAAAACAAUCUUUGGGUUUUGCAACAUGCUUCCAUUCCCACAUUUUUUUAAAUCCUAAAUGCUACAAAACUUAACUGCAUAUCACAGAUGAAGCACUCAGAGCAACUAGGUGUCCUCCAUUCAUUACCACUCAACAUGUGGAGAUUUGGAUUUUGGUUUGAGUAAUUAUUAAAGAUCUGCUAUAUUACCAUAUGUAAAUAAAAUUGGCAACUGCUACUCAGGGAGUUAUGUUAAUUAAUCAUCUUACUGUUUAUAAGGCCUAUUUUAAGGUAAGUCACAUAGUAAGAAAAUAAUAAGCCCUACCACAAACCUUCCCCAAGUAAGUACUAUGUUGGAUUCAAAACGAUGUGUGUUGUUGAUUUGUUCAUCUCAUGAGCAUUUGCAAUUCCAUCCAUCUGUCAAAGAGCUCCAAUAUUUUGCACUGCGAACUAUUUUUUUCCUGGGACUCCAAAAAAGAGAAGAGUGUAUCAGAGUAGAGCAUUCAGUCCCUUUGCUUUAAACUGCUGAGUUCACUGCCUCAGCGAGCUUCCAGCACUUAACAUAUUUCUAGCAUUGCUCUUUCCAUACUUAUCACCCAUAUGCACCUAUGUGUAUGCUUGUCUUGUGGUUCACAAAACCAGGUGGGUAGUCAGAGAAUGUUGCUUUUGGAAAAUAUUGAUAAUUGUGGAGUAGCCUAAAAUGGCUUUGGCUCAUCAUGAUUGUAAGCAAGCUUUGUGAGGUCUUAUCCCAGUACUGUAAACUCCAAAUUUAGUGUUGUGUUGCAAGGGACCAUUCUAAAGCUAUUAGCGAAUGAACUGAAAACUCCACAAAGCAUUUUAUUCACCUGUUGCUGAAUCAGCAACCUUGGGAUCUGAGAGCUUUGGGGAGCAGAUGGUGAGCUGAGGGCAUGGCCAGAACAUGCCCCAAACAGAGAAUGAGCUUCCUUGAAUGUGAGUUACCAAAAGUGCUAGAUGCCCCUUCUGGAUUAUCAGUCGGCCAUUCAAGCCCCAGGAACAGGACUGUUUUAAACAAUAACAUACUGGCAAAAAUGUACUUUCUUUUCUCUUCCACUACUCAGAAUGCCAAGUUAGUCUGGAAAAAUGAGCUUUUGCCAAAAGAACUAUCCACUGAGUGAUAAGACUAAAUGGUAAUUUCCAUUUUCUGGUUUAAGCUUAACAUUAACAACUAUAUAAGCUGUUGAAUAUAGGGAUUUCUUCUACUGAAAAAAUAUUGAUAGGUCCACAAAUUGUGAUCAGAUAGCUUUUAUUUGGACUGUUGAAUAAAUCUGGAUUCAAACAACAUGCUAAGUCAUAAAUCACGUAAAGUAUAUUAUGACUUGAUGAGAUGCAUGUGCAGAGUUCUAUCCUAGUUUUUUCACAUUGCAUUAAGCCUUUUUUUAUUAGUUUGGUUAAACUGGUUGAGUUCACAGGACAUAAGCAAAUGCAAACCCAACCAUUGUAUGUGACAUGGUGGCAGGUGAGAUAUCUGAAGGCUGUGUGCUUCAUUUUUGAACUAUUGACAUUUUUGGCAUUGGAGCCAUCAAUUGCUGGCAUGAUAGCACAAAUUCCAGAUGCUACAUGAAGAAUAGUAUUGUCACGAUUCAUUUUAAGAAAUCUUAACUAAUAGAAUGUUAUAUGAAUUAAACUUCCUUGUGGUAAAAAAACUGUACAGAUUGAUUUUAAAUCAUGCAUAAGGCCUUCAGUACAACCAAAAGCAAAGUCAAGUGUGGGAAUGGGCACUUCAAAAAAAUCAGGCAAGCUGUAUGCAACCAGGAUGAAACAAGGUAAUCAGGAGUCACUUUAUCACUGUUUUGUCUGACAGCUUGUCAGUUCCCAAGAUGCCGUCCACAGGGAGGGCAAAUGGCAAAACAAUCAUUGCAACCUAAACUCUCCCCUUUUGUAUUAGCACUGCAAUGUCUCACAUGCAUAUUCAUGUAAGGAGCAGAACUUGCAUUGUGAUGUCACAAUGCACAUACCAUUGUUUUGACAAAAUUUUGGUUCAACGCAGAUUCCAGUUACUUAGUAAUGUACAUGACCACUGAUGUUAAUGCAUCACUGAAAUCAAUAAAACUUUUACUGAUUUAAAACCAUUUCAAUUUGUAAUUGUAAACCCACGCUUGCGAGUUGUCAACUAUACAUUACUACCAAUAAAGCUCAUGCCCUAUUUCAAAUUGUGA
This is a messenger RNA of Python bivittatus (Burmese python), 4756 nucleotides long. It is a transcript of the gene ITGB2, whose product is annotated as integrin subunit beta 2. Gene Ontology annotation, biological process: neutrophil chemotaxis; integrin-mediated signaling pathway; cell-matrix adhesion. Gene Ontology annotation, molecular function: integrin binding; amyloid-beta binding; protein kinase binding. Gene Ontology annotation, cellular component: focal adhesion; integrin complex; cell surface. NCBI's taxonomy places the organism in Eukaryota, Metazoa, Chordata, Lepidosauria, Squamata, Pythonidae. The record is from RefSeq and is a predicted model, not a curated record.